This is a messenger RNA of Dichomitus squalens LYAD-421 SS1, 2010 nucleotides long. Its product is annotated as cytochrome P450. Bases 49 to 1695 code for a protein of 548 amino acids. NCBI's taxonomy places the organism in Eukaryota, Fungi, Basidiomycota, Agaricomycetes, Polyporales, Polyporaceae. Gene Ontology annotation, molecular function: oxidoreductase activity, acting on paired donors, with incorporation or reduction of molecular oxygen; monooxygenase activity; iron ion binding. The transcript has 14 exons. The record is from RefSeq and is a predicted model, not a curated record.
UCCUCCUUCGUUCCACUGGUGUCAAUGCUGUUAGCACGGCUUAGUGAAAUGUCAAGCAUGAUCCUCGAGAGCCUCGCCAUCUGCGCAGUGACUUGGUCGCUGUGGAGACUCUUCAGGAAUGUCGUCGUCACAACCCAUCUUGACAACAUCCCGGGGCCGCCGCCGUCGUCGUGGCUUCGAGGCAAUCUACCAGAUAUGUUUGACAGGCAGGGCGAAGCCUUCUAUCGCGACUUGAUUGAGAACUACGCACCGGUGGUGAGACUGCAAGGGGCAUUCGGACGCAAGAUUCUUUAUAUCCAUGAUCCAAGAGCAAUGCAUAGCGUAGUAGUGAAGGACCAAUAUUCAUACGAGCAGCCCGACUGGUUUAUUAAAAGCAAUCUUCUGACGCUCGGCCCCGGGCUGCUAUCUACACUAGGUGACCACCACCGCAAACAGCGGCGCAUGCUCAACCCCAUCUUCUCCAUAAAUCAUAUGCGGCAUAUGAUGCCAAUGUUCUACAACGUCGGGCACAAGCUUCGGCUAGCGAUUGAGCACCGCGUGCGAAGCGCGCCUUCGGAGAUAGACAUGCUCAACUGGAUGGGGCGCACCGCGCUGGAGCUCAUCGGACAGGCGGGCUUGGGACACUCCUUCGACCCUCUCCAGGAAGACGUAACUCCUGACAUCUACGCGGAGGCGAUCAAGGCAUACGUGCCGGCGCUAUACGACCUUUCCGUGUACCGGUGGACGACGCCGUACCUGUCGGUGAUCGGGAGGCCGGCGUUCCGCCGGGCGCUGCUCGAGUGGGUUCCAUGGAAGCGACUGCACAAGCUCAAGGGCGUCGUGGAUAUCAUGCAUCGGCGCGCCACGGAGAUAUAUCGCGAGAAGAAGGCACUCCUCGAUACGGGCGACGAGGCGCUUACUCUCCAAGUUGGCGAAGGCAGGGACCUAAUGAGUAUCCUAUUAAAAGCAAACACGCUUGCCGCUGUUGAGGACCGACUGUCAGAAGAGGAGCUCAUCGGACAAAUGGUGACGAUGACGUUCGCUGCAAUGGACACGACGUCCAACGCGCUCUCGCAGAUCCUGCAUCUCCUCGCGCAGCACCCGGACGUCCAAACCAGAGUCCGGCAAGAAAUCCUUGAAGCACGUCACCGCAGCGACACGCGCGACCUCUCGUACGACGAGCUCUGCGCGCUGCCCUUCCUCGAUGCAAUCUGCCGAGAGACCCUCCGCGUGCAUCCGCCCGCGACGUUCAUUUUCCGCGAGGCGCAGCGCGACAUGAUCCUCCCGCUCUCGGAGCCUAUCCGCGGGCUCGACGGCACGCUGAUGACCGAGAUCCCCGUCCCGAAGGGUACUGUGGUCCACGUCGGCGUUCUAGGCUCGAAUAUGAAUCGGCGGACGUGGGGCGAAGACGCUUGGGAGUGGAAGCCGGAGCGGUGGCUUGCGCCCCUGCCCGAAGCCGUCGCCGAGGCGCACAUACCUGGGGUAUACUCGAACCUGAUGACGUUCAUCGGCGGCGGCCGAGCAUGCAUCGGUUUCAAGUUCUCGCAACUAGAAAUGAAGGUCGUGCUGUCGCUGCUGGUGUCAACCUUCGUCUUCGAAGUAUCCGAUAAGCCGAUUGCAUGGAACAUCUCUGGCAUCCGGUUCCCCACCGUCGGGGUCGACGGCGCGAAGCCGGAACUGCCGCUUAAGGUGUCAGUGUACAGGGGUUCCGUAUGAGCGUCAUGCGUCGCCUACAUCGUCAUGACUGCACGAGGACCGGGAUCCCUAUCAUGCCCCUACCACGAAUCGUCCACCAUUCCUCCCAGAAGACGCGAGUCUUGGCUCGUUGCUAUCGUUUCUCAUAGAUGGUGAAGCUUGGUGUACCAGCGGACGGCAGUAAAUGUCAUAUCCCGCGGCGCCUAGAGCUCUCCUUGAAGCGAGGGGCGCGUUGCGGCGAUGUGCGGAGCCCUUGUGAUCGCUGUCAGUUAUAUUCUCUAUGUUACCGGCUGAGUGUAGUAGUAUGCUUACCAAUCAUAUCUCAUUGUAAUCGCG